AUGAGCGCCAGCCACGACCUAACCGAACGCCUCGAACAGGAUGGUGAAUUCGCAGUAGAUGAAAAUCAAAUAGAGCAAGCAGCCUCACAACCUCCUCCUGUUAACAGCAACUAUCUUCCGCUGCCGUGGAAGGGUCGGUUAGGAUAUGCAUGUCUUAAUACAUAUCUACGCAAUGCAAAUCCUCCAGUUUUUUGCUCCCGGACAUGCCGCAUUGCUUCCAUACUUGAAAAUCGACAUCCUCUUCGAGACACCUCUCAGGCACGCCAUCCUACCAAAAACCGCCCAGACCGUACCAAACCUCCGGAUAUCGCCAGGGGGCAGGAAUUCGUGCAGGAGCUGGGCUUGGCGAAUACUCGGGACUUGGUGACACUGAUCCGCUGGAAUGCACGGUUUGGAAUUCGCUUCAUGAGAAUCAGCAGUGAGAUGUUCCCGUUUGCUAGUCAUGCUGAAUAUGGAUAUAAACUAGCCCCGUUUGCUUCCGAGGCGCUGGCUGAGGUAGGAAAGGUUGCUGCUGAACUCAAUCAUCGUCUCACUGUUCACCCUGGCCAGUUUACUCAACUCGGCUCUCCACGAAAAGAAGUUAUCAGUAACUCCAUCAGAGAUCUAGCAUAUCAUGCAGAGAUGUUAAACCUCUUGAAAUUACCACCUCAGAUGGAUCGCGAUGCAGUUAUUAUCCUCCACAUGGGUGGCACCUUUGGAGAUAAAGAGAGCACCCUGGGCCGGUUCAGAGAGGCCUACGCGGACUUGCCACAAGAUAUCAGAGACAGGCUCGUGUUGGAAAAUGAUGAUAUGAGCUGGACUGUCCACGAUCUUCUGCCCGUAUGCGAAGAAUUAAACAUACCUUUCGUCCUAGACUACCACCACCAUAAUAUCCACUUUGAUCCAGAUCGAAUUCGGGAAGGCACACUUGAUAUAAUGUCCCUCUAUGAUCGGAUAAGAUCAACCUGGGUAAGAAAAGGGAAAACGCAAAAGAUGCAUUAUUCCGAACCUGUCCCGGAAGCGAUAACUAAAGUGCAACGGCGGAAGCAUAGCCCGAGGGUGUCCACACUGCCGCCGUGUGAUCUAACUAUGGAUCUCAUGAUCGAAGCCAAAGAUAAAGAACAGGCUGUUUUUGAGCUUAUGAAGAUAUAUAAGCUUCCAGGAUUUGAUAAAAUCAACUCCAUCAUCCCGCAUCACAGAGAGGAUGAGAGGAAAGUUUCUAAGAAAACCCAGGUACUCACUGAUACUAGUGAUACGUCAUGGUUAGAUCCGGAAGAAAUGAACAUGGGGGGUCCAUACGGCCGGGUUUACUGGCCCCCAGGAAUGGAAGAAUGGCUCCGCCCUCAGAAGCGUAGGUUAAUACCAAAAGUUGCUGGUAAAACAGCCAAACCCCAACUUCGUGAGGCCAAGAAGAAACAAAGAGAGCCAUCCCCCGAAGAAGAGAGCGAAGACGAUUUAGCGCUGGAUACAUCAUCUGGCAGAGAACAAUCCGCGAAACGACAAAAGUUCACAGCCAAAAAUAAAGUUCAAGAUGCUCAGAGCGCCGAAAGGGUUCAUGGAAGAAGAAGGAGUGCAAGGAAAAGUGCAAGGCCCUAA
Messenger RNA from Nannizzia gypsea CBS 118893, 1575 nucleotides. RefSeq names its product UV-damage endonuclease. Gene Ontology annotation, cellular component: nucleus; mitochondrion. The transcript has 3 exons. NCBI's taxonomy places the organism in Eukaryota, Fungi, Ascomycota, Eurotiomycetes, Onygenales, Arthrodermataceae. The record is from RefSeq and is a predicted model, not a curated record. The coding region runs from base 1 to 1575 and encodes 524 amino acids. Gene Ontology annotation, biological process: response to UV; mitochondrial DNA repair; nucleotide-excision repair. Gene Ontology annotation, molecular function: endonuclease activity.